Molecule: messenger RNA, 1237 nt
Organism: Carassius gibelio (silver crucian carp)
Lineage: Eukaryota; Metazoa; Chordata; Actinopteri; Cypriniformes; Cyprinidae
Product: T-lymphocyte activation antigen CD80-like
Exons: 3
Coding region: 1-795 (264 amino acids)
Biological process (GO): immune response; positive regulation of T cell proliferation; T cell costimulation
Cellular component (GO): external side of plasma membrane
Source: RefSeq, a predicted model, not a curated record
AUGUUGGAAGAUGAACCUACUGCCCAGUCUGAGCUUCUGAAUGAUCUGGACUGGGUUUUCAUUAAGACACUCUCAAUAUUUUGGUGCAUUCACCGUUUCUUCUACUUUGAAGAGUCUGAAAAACAUCCCCAAAGUGACAGUGAUGCAGUGCAGAACAUCACGGCUGUUUUGGGACACAGCGUUACAUUCAGAUGUCCUUUGAACCAAAGCACUCCUGUAGAACCCUUGUACAUACUGAGAGUUAAAAAUGAUAAAGUAGAAGACUUCAUUAAUGGGUUUUAUAGAGGCCGACGCAUUGAUGUGUUGCCUGAGUACAAGGACAGAACCAAAGUGAAUCAAAUGGAUUUCAGCGUGGAGAUGAGAAAAAUCUCUGUCUCUGAUGAAGGAUUGUAUAAAUGUGUUGUUUUCAUCAAAAACAAACCUGAAGUCUCAAAUAUUCUACUCAAAGUCACAGCCAAGUACAGCAUUCCCACAAUCAUGACCGACUGCCGUGAGCUUGAACUUGAACUUGAACGUGACGGUGCCAGCGCAGGAAUGAGCUGUCAGUUGAACUGCUCGGCAGCGGGCGGAUACCCACAAAGCUUUGUCACAUGGGCCGGGCUUAAUCCAAGCCUGACGAGCAUAGUUUACAACGGUAGUUCAGCAGAUAACGAGUCCAAAACUUGGACCAUCAACCAAACCAUUGUGUAUGACUGUUACCAGCCCACUAAUAUCAGCUGUGCUGUAGGGGGCGCUGUUUCAGACACCAUCACCAUAUGUGAAUACAUAACUGAAUCUCAGUUUUGCAUACAAUGACGAUUUAUACAGGCCACAUCUCCAAAAAGCAUAAAAAAGUAGUCUGUAUUCCAGUGAUUCUCAACCUGUCAUCCAGGUCCCUUACUGCCCCUCAUUUCAUCUAAUUGUUUAUCUAAGUUGAUUGUUAUUUUGUUUUUAUAAUGAAGACUAUUAGCAUAUAUAUUUCUUCAUGAUUUUGUGAGAAUAUGGUUUGCUUUCAAAUACUUCAACGAACGUACUUCAAACAUAUGUCCCUCAUUGCCAAAAUAGACCAAUUUUAGUAUACUGUCCUGACUUUUAUCUUUGUUAUAGUCCAUUAAAUAUCAAAUCUUGCUUUUUCUGCAUGCCAGUGUAUGCCUUAUGAUGUUAUGUUCCCUGUCUUGCAUUUUAAACAUGCAAUAAAAAUGCAAAAUGUGCCAAUUUUAAAUAAUUUAAAAUAAUUCACAUUGAAAAAUGGAAACAC